Molecule: messenger RNA, 1518 nt
Organism: Penicillium daleae
Lineage: Eukaryota; Fungi; Ascomycota; Eurotiomycetes; Eurotiales; Aspergillaceae
Product: RING finger domain protein
Exons: 1
Coding region: 1-1518 (505 amino acids)
Molecular function (GO): zinc ion binding
Source: RefSeq, a predicted model, not a curated record
AUGGCUUCUCUCCCAAACUACUCCGCUACUGAGAGGACAAGAUCGUCUGACGGUGCCACAAUCUCCAAUGCCGAUGCAGAAAUAUCGUCCGAGGGUACGGCAAUAACCCAGGCAGGACAACCGGAAGAUGGAGAGACCGAGACCAUCAUCUUGAACAGAAACACACCCACUUCGUCUGCGCAGACCGUACCGGAUGUCGCCGACAAGACCAUCGUCAAGUCCUCAAAUAAUGCCGAUACCUCCAAUAGCCAGGAAGAACCCCGCAAGUGUUGGAUCUGCUAUACAGACGAGACCGAGGACUCGCCGCUGAACUCAGAGUGGCGAUCUCCAUGCCCUUGCGCAUUGACGGCCCACGAGGCGUGUUUACUCGACUGGCUCGCAGACAUGGAAAACCCUAGGUCUCGCAAGCGAAAUGGCAGCGGAGCAAAAAUGGUCUGCCCUCAAUGCAAGUCGGAAAUCGUCGUUACUCGCCCACGCAGCUACGUCGUCGACACCCUGCGCCUUAUGGAGAGAAUUGCGGGUCGGUUGGUUCUUCCAGGCAUGGUAUUCACCGUUGCUGGUACUGUGUGGGCCGGAUGCUGCGCCCAUGGCAUAUACUCCAUGUACCUUGUGUUCGGCAUAGAGGAGGCAAAGCAGAUUCUCGAAGAUAGUGUCGACGGCCCGUGGAAUCCCGGCAUGAACCUCGGCCUACCCCUCAUCCCCAUGGUCUUAAUAUUCUCUCGCACUCGUUAUGCCGAAGGCCUUCUCCCGGCGAUCCCCGUUCUAUUCUUCGCAGCGCAUAGUCCGGGCCAAGAGCCCGACUUUGAUCUUUGGCCACCCACCCCGGCUAUGACAUUCGCCGCCCUCCCUUAUGUCAAGAGCUUUUACGGCGCCCUCUACGACCGUCUUUUCGGUGGGCUUGAGAAAAAAUGGAUCGCCGAGGUGCAACCUCGCGCAGCAGAGGAGAUUAUGGACGAAGUUCAACAGCAGGACCAAGCAGAGGGACUUAAUCGUUUUGGCGAAAAUAUGAAUGGCCAAAUACUUAUGGAAAUUGAUCUUGAGUUGCAGGUAGGAAUGGGUGAAGAUGAUGAGCCGCCCGAGGGUCAAGCUCUCCCAGCAGCAGAGAACCAAAAUGGCGCUGACCAAGGCGCCCAGGACGGCCAAGCACAGGGACAGAAUGCCGGGCAAAACAACGGGCUGGGUCUAGGGCGUCGACCAAAUGAGAUCAUCCACGACACCGGUAACCUUGCCGACACUGUUCUCGGCGCACUUGUCUUCCCUGCUAUCUCGGCAUCCAUGGGUGGACUUCUGAAGUACAUCCUACCCAAGUCCUGGACCACUCCGUCAUCAGUCCUCGAGCGCAGUCGGCCAGGGUUUCUACAGACUCGAUGGGGUCGCAGUGUGGUUGGCGGAUGUAUGUUUGUGUUGCUUAAGGAUGCCCUUGUACUUUACUGCCGAUGGAAACUUGCACAAACACACCGGCGACGUAAGGUGCAGAAUUACGAUCGAACUAAAAAGCAUCACGGAAAGAAGAGAUAG